AUGCUCCGCGUCUUGUGGCAUGACAAUCAGGAAAUGGUCAUUGUGAAUUCACCACAGGCCUUAUCCGAGAUUCUCGUCACAAAGUGCUACAGCUUCGAGAAUCCUAAAUUUUCUCGCAGAUUUCUCGCCUUCAUCGCCGGCUGGGGCUUGCUGAUAGUCGAAGGAGACGAGCACAAGAAGCAGCGCCGGGACAUGCUGCCGGCCUUUUCGUUCCGCCACAUCAAGGACUUGUAUCCUCCCUUUUGGUCAAAGUCCCGGGAGGCAGUGCAGGCAAUGGCGGCCGAAUGCGAUGAAAAGGGUCUUUCAGAGAUGGACAUUUCCUCCUGGACUGCCCGCUGCGCAUCGGAUAUCAUCGGCCUCGCAGGCGUUCGAGUAGACUUUGGCUCCAUCAAGGAUCCAAACAGCCCGCUAGCCAGGAGCAACGAGUUCCUGCAGCCGUCUCCUGCGGAUAUGCCUCUCAUCGGACUCACCGCAUUCCUCCCCGACCUGAUCAUGCACAAUCUUCCUCUGAGUCGAGUCAGGAACGCCAACAAGGCCUCGGCACACAUCCGCGCCGUGUCCCGCGACUUGAUCCGCAAGAAGAGAGGCCUGCUGGCCAACAAGCAAGAUGCCGGGCUCGACAUUCUCACCGUUGCACUCAGGAGCCAGCUCUUCUCUGAGGACACGCUGGUCGACCAAAUGAUGACGUUUCUCUCCGCGGGACACGAGACGACCGCAUCGUCGCUGAUCUGGGCGACGUACUCUAUGGCAAAGUACCCCGACAUGCAGGAGCGUCUCCGAAAGGAGAUUCGCGAAGGCCUGCUCUCUGCUGAUAGCGAUACCGACAUCGCAAGCACCGAUAUCGACAACCUGCCGUACCUGAAUGCCGUGUGCAGUGAAGUCCUGCGGAUCCAUAGCCCCGUGGCACAGACUGUCCGCGUGUCAACCUGUGACAUCAUGAUCCAGCACCACUUCAUCUCCCGAGACACCGUCCUGGUGCUGGUUCCGUGGGCGACCAACACUGAUCCCACGCUCUGGGGACCCGAUGCGUACGAGUUCAAGCCUGAGCGCUGGCUGAGCCCGGAGCAGGGCGGAACGAGUGCAACUAAUGCCGCGAGCGGCGGAGCGACCAGAACUAUGCCUUUAUGA
This is a messenger RNA of Metarhizium acridum CQMa 102, 1128 nucleotides long. Lineage: Eukaryota; Fungi; Ascomycota; Sordariomycetes; Hypocreales; Clavicipitaceae. The record is from RefSeq and is a predicted model, not a curated record.